This is a messenger RNA of Mycosarcoma maydis (corn smut), 1470 nucleotides long. RefSeq lists its product as uncharacterized. Lineage: Eukaryota; Fungi; Basidiomycota; Ustilaginomycetes; Ustilaginales. Gene Ontology annotation, molecular function: protein binding. The transcript has a single exon. The record is from RefSeq and is a predicted model, not a curated record. Bases 1 to 1470 code for a protein of 489 amino acids.
AUGGACAUCCCACUAUCGAGCGAUGCGCUCGACCUGUGCUUCCAUCCAGCUGCCGAAACCAACCUGCUCGCCGUGGGACUCAUCUCGGGCAAAAUCCAACUCAUCAACUAUGACGACUACCUCUCUUCCCCAUCCUCCUCACGAACGCCUCUUGCUCCGCCAUCCAAGAAGUCCAAACCAUCCACCAUCUCCUCUGCCGUCGAAACACCCACAAAACUCUACCGCAAGCUGUACACUUCUCGACCCUCGAAAAAGUCGUGUCGUGGUCUGCAUUUUUCCACGACUGGUUCGUCGAUAUUUUCCAUCUCAAAGGACAAGUCGCUCUUCUCUACCGAUACCCAAACGGGCAAGGUGGUGCAGAGCUGGAUCGAGGUUCAUGAUGCCGCCCCGAGCAGGGUGUUACCUGUAGAUGAAUCCCUGGUGGUAACUGGCGAUGAUGAUGGUGUGGUUCGACUGUGGGAUGUUCGCAAAGGUGGAGGAAAGGGGAUAAAGCCGGUGAGGAUGUGGGAGCAUCAUUUUGACUGGAUCACAGAUAUGGUCUACUUGGCCGAUCUGCCGGUUCCCAAGCCAAAAUCGAUCAAGGAGGCGAAAAAGUCAAAAACACAACUCAAGAAGCAGAGACGACGUGCGAGACAGGCCGAACGGCUCAAGGAACACGACAAAGAGAAACGAGAGCAGAAUGCUAGUGAUACGGAAGCAAGUGAGCCAGACUCCGAAGAUGACGCUGCGAUCAAGGUGGAAAGUCGAAGUCGGCUCAUCGUCACGUCGGGCGACGGCUCGCUAUCCAGCAUCGACUUGCUUUCUUCAGGUCCUACCUCGUUCGAACAGUCCGAAGACCAAGAAGACGAAUUGCUAUCCAUCACUUCCAUUCGCUCUUCCACCAAACUCGUCGUCGGAACCCAACUCGGCAUUCUUUCACUAUGGACUCCCAGUCGCGGCCUACUGGAUCACGUGGACCGUGUUCCCGGCCAUCCCGCUUCCGUCGACACGCUCGUCACGCUCGACAACGAAACCGUCCUCACAGGUAGCUCCGAUGGUCUGGUCAGGGUGGUCCAGAUCCUCCCCUCCAAGCUUCUCGGCGUGAUAGCAAGUCACAACGGUCUACCAGUAGAAAGGAUGAAGCGCAAGCAAAGCGUACUAGCCAGUAUUGGGCACACCAAUGCGGUCAAGUUGACCGACUUGAGUCCCUUGUUGGAUGACAAUGAUGAUCAAGGCGACGACGACGACGAGCAAGCCGGCGCAUUGGGAAUCGUCGGUCUUGCAGAGGAUGAUAGCGACGAUGACGACGAUGACGACGAUGACGAUGACGAUGACGAUGACGAAAAACAUCUUGUAGUCGAACUAGACGGCGCAGAGCAGACCGAUGGUGAUGCUGAGAGCGGCCAAGACGAUGAGCAAGAUCCUGAUUCUGAAGACGUCACUCCCUCCCAAAACAAGGCUGGCAAAGGAGGAUUCUUCUCCGACCUCUGA